Hirsutella rhossiliensis is the source of this 849-nucleotide messenger RNA. RefSeq lists its product as uncharacterized. The transcript has a single exon. Lineage: Eukaryota; Fungi; Ascomycota; Sordariomycetes; Hypocreales; Ophiocordycipitaceae. The record is from RefSeq and is a predicted model, not a curated record. The coding region runs from base 1 to 849 and encodes 282 amino acids.
AUGUUUGCUCCCGAACGACAUCCUGUCUCUGAAGCAGGUCCUUCUGCAAGGCUCCGGCAGAGGUACGGUCUGGCAGCAGACUACAAACAGCCUGAUGACUCUGAAUAUGACGACUCUGAAUAUGACGACUCAGAGCCUGACGACUCAGAACUUGACGACCCAGAACUUGACGACUCGGAAGGCACAGCCUCGGAUAGCGAUACUCCAGCUUUCGGGCCGGCUUCUCGGCCAGCUUUCGGGCAGGAUCCAGUCAAUGUCUCCGAAGCGUUCAACUGUUUGGCCGUCAGUGACCUCGAAGCCAGCCCCGAAGACGCUGCCACAUCACCGGACAGGACAUGUCGCUUUGACGAUGAGGAUGCCGAAUACCUAUCGCCGGACUCGGAACUGGACUGGGAAAAUGCCCCUUUCGAUUACGACGUGAUUUUCGAAGCCUCUCGGGGUCAGACGGUUCCGUCCGAGGUUGGCCUUCCCGACGGCACCCCUGUCCUUAGGGCAUUCGUCCCGCGCCUUGCCAGACAAGUCGCCGGUGCCAUCGCAAACCAGGCGCAGGCUGUACACGGCCAGGUUGUUGACGCCUACAACGGAGGGGUGGCCGGGGUCGGGCAAGCGGCGCAGGUUGCCCAGGUCGUUGCGCGGGAGGUAGAACGGAACGGGUUGGUGAUGGCUCAGGAGGCCCUGCGCCUAGGCAACGGCAUCUCGAGGAUGCUGCAACAGCGCUGGCCCGGCCUCUUGCGUGCCACGGGUGAGGAUGGUUGGAUGGACAGGGUCGCCGAGGCGGUGGUGCAGGCAGCUGCGUUGAUGCCGCCGCGAGAGCGACAGAUGGCACUGGCCAGGAACGGGCAACGGUGA